Molecule: messenger RNA, 2232 nt
Organism: Episyrphus balteatus (marmalade hoverfly)
Lineage: Eukaryota; Metazoa; Arthropoda; Insecta; Diptera; Syrphidae
Exons: 14
Coding region: 23-1954 (643 amino acids)
Source: RefSeq, a predicted model, not a curated record
ACAAAAACAAAUCUCAACAAAAAUGGUGAAGUGUUUGGAAUUGUUUUGCUUUUUAAAUUGGAUUUUAGUAGUUGUUGUUAAUGGAUACCAGUUCAAUUCAGCUAAAGUACAAAUUUUGAAGGUUGGAGCGAGUUGUAAUACAAAAUCUGGCGAAUCAGGAGUUUGUAAAUUACUAUCAAAAUGUGGAGUUUAUUUGGAAGGAUUACAAAGGCAAACUAUCGAAUACAAUUCUAUAGCUAUAUGUGAGCAUAAGUUUUAUGAUGAAGUUGUUUGCUGUCCUGACACACCUUCAAAUCCUCAAUUGCCAAAUGGAUUCAGAGCAUCAAUAACUUUCAAAGGCAAAGAAACAUUUACUGAGGACCCUUUUGAGAUACCUUUUGAGGUACAAUCCGUACCAGAAAAAAUUCUGAAGGCAGGAUCGAUUUGUCAAAUAAAAACUGGCGAAGCAGGAGUUUGUAAAUUACUAUCAGCAUGUGAAGUUUAUAUGGAAGGAUUACAAAAGCAAACCAUCGAAUACAGUUCUAUUUUUAUUUGCUCAUUUAUGGGUCUAGAUGAAGUUAUUUGCUGUCCAAAUAAUAACUUACCCACAAAUCAUAACACAAUAGGACAUAUUCCAACAGAACCUCCAAGAAUGCCACGACCACCGUUUACUGGAACAAUACCAAGCCAAAACAAUAUUAAAAGUCGAAGACCAGGAGAAAUUCUGAAGUCAGGAGCGAUUUGUCAAACAAAAACCGGCGAACGAGGAGUUUGUAAAUUACUAUCAUCAUGUGGAGUUUAUUUGAAAGGAUUACAAAAGCAAACCAUCGAAUACAGUUCUAUUUUCAUUUGUUCAUUUAUGGGUAAAGAUGAAGUUGUUUGCUGUCCAAAUAAUCAUCACAGGCAAGGACAUAUUCCAACAGAACCUCCAAGAAUGCCACGACCACCGAUUACUGGUACAGUACCAAUACCAAGCGAAAACAACACUGAAAUUGGAAGACCAAAAAAAAUUUUGAAGCCAGGAUCGAUUUGUCAAGCAAAAACUGGUGAAACAGGAGCUUGUAAAUUACUAUCAGCAUGUAGAGUUUAUUUGGAAGGAUUAGAAAAGCAAACUAUCGAGUACAGUUCUAUACUUAUCUGCUCAUUUAUGGAUAAAGAUGAAGUUGUUUGCUGUCCAAAUAAUCAUCACAGGCAAGGACAUAUUCCAACAGAACCUCCAAGAAUGCCCCGACCACCGUUUACUAGGACAAUACCAAGCCAAAACAACACUGAAAUUGGAAGACCAAAAAAAAAUUUGAAGUCAGGAUCGAUUUGUCAAACAAAAACCGGUGAACCAGGAGUUUGUAAAUUACUAUCAGCAUGUGGAGUUUAUUUGGAAGGAUUAGAAAAGCAAACUAUCGAGUACAGUUCUAUACUUAUCUGCUCAUUUAUGGAUACAGAUGAAGUUGUUUGCUGUCCAAAUAAUCAUCACAGGCAAGGACAUAUUCCAACACAACCUCCAAGAAAGCCACGACCACCGUUAACAAAACCAAGCCAAAGCAGCACUGAAAUUGGAAGACCAAACAAAAUGUUGAUGUCAGGAUCGAUUUGUAAAACAAAAACCGGCGAACUAGGAGUUUGUAAAUUACUAUCAGCAUGUGGAGUUUAUUUGAAAGGAUUACAAAAGGAAUCCAUCGAAUACAGUUCUAUUUUGAUUUGCUCAUUUAUGGGUCAAGAUGAAGUUAUUUGCUGUCCAAAUAAUAACUUACCCAGAAAUCAUAACACGAUAGGACAUAUUCCAACAGAACCGCCAAGAAUGCCCCGACCACCGUUUACUGGGGCAAUACCAAGGCAAAGCAACACUGAGGUUGAAAGACCAUUAAGUUCUAGUACAGACAACAAAGGCCCUAAUUUGUGGCAAAAGGCGAUGGAAGGUUUAAAUGCUCUUAAAAACCUGAAAGUAUGGAGAAUUUUCAAAAAAGAUUCACCAAACUAAAAGUUCUUGAGUAAGGAAUGGGAUAGAAAAGCUCUAUAAAUUGGUGUCAAAAGAGCAAUACCAUCACCUACCCGCAGAAAUAUUAAAAUUUUUUCAAUUCAUCAGACGAAGUUAUUUUUUCAGAACUCUUUGAUCAUAGUGUCCAAAGAAGAUGAAGAGCUGUUAUACAUAAUAUAUAAAAUAUUUAACCUACAUAUAUCGAUUGUGUUAUUUUAUUAUCCUUUAUUUUUCAACACAAAUUUCGACAUUAUCUUAAAAAAAAAAAACUUUUUUAUGUA